CUAAUGAAACUAUAACCUGGUUUUUCUUUAUUGAAGAAAAGAAAGAUGAUAAAGAAACAGGAUAUUGGAAAUGCAAAUAUUGCACAGAUGAUGAAGGAGUUUCUAUCGUAACCAUUAAAAAAGAAAAGGGAACCGGCUGGUCAAAUACUUUUAGUCAUAUUAGUAGUAAGCAUAAAGAUUAUCAAGAAAUCAUAAAAAAGAAUGUGAAAAAUGUUUUUGCACUUACUCCAGCAGUUAAAAAUAUUUUAAGUUGGAUCAAAUUUAUUAUUCAUUUGAAUUUGCCUCUUAGUUUUGUGGAUGAUCCUCUAGUUCGUGAAAUGUCUAAGUACAAUCCUAUUUCCUCAAAUACAUUGAAAAAGCAUAUAAAAAUCUUAACAGAAAAGGUUGAGUGA
Molecule: messenger RNA, 392 nt
Organism: Acaulospora morrowiae
Lineage: Eukaryota; Fungi; Glomeromycota; Glomeromycetes; Diversisporales; Acaulosporaceae
Source: the annotation of a GenBank genome assembly